GGCUGCAGAGGGAUGGACAGCAGUCAGACCAGGACCAUGGAGCUCAGCAUCCUCUUGCUCCUCGCUGUCCUCCUAGGCCUCUUGGUUCUCCUGUUCAGGGGCCACCCAAAGGCCCAUGGCCUCCUCCCACCAGGCCCACGUCCUCUGCCCUUCCUGGGCAACCUUCUCCAGAUGGACAGGAAAGGCCUGCUCAAAUCCAUCCUGCAGCUCCGAGAGAAAUAUGGAGAUGUCUUCACCGUGUACUUGGGUCCAAGGCCCAUGGUCAUGCUGUGUGGGACAGAGACCAUACGGGAGGCCCUGGUGGACCAAGCCGAUGCUUUCUCUGGCCGGGGGACAAUUGCUGCUGUAGAAGCUGUCUUCCAGGGAUAUGGUGUGGUCAUGGCAAGUGGGGAACGCUGGAAGGCCCUUCGGAGAUUCUCCUUGGCCACCAUGAGGGACUUUGGGAUGGGAAAGAGGAGCGUGGAGGAGAGGAUUCAGGAUGAGGCUCAGUGUCUGGUGGAGGAGCUGCGGAAAUCCCAGGGAGGCCUCAUCGACCCCUUGUUCCUCUUCCAAUCUAUCACUGCCAACAUCAUCUGCUCCAUUGUCUUUGGAAAACGCUUUGACUACAAAGAUCGCCAGUUCCUGAGGCUUCUGGACCUGUUCUAUAGGACCUUUUCACUCAUGAGCUCCUUCUCCAGCCAGGUGUUUGAGCUCUACUCCAGCAUCCUGAAACACUUUCCUGGCACACACAGGGAAAUUUACAAAAAUUUGCAGGAAAUCAACACUUUCAUUGGCCACAGUGUGGAGAAACACCGUGAAACCCUAGACCCCAGCACCCCCAGAGACUUCAUUGAUAGCUACCUGCUCCGUAUGGAGAAAGACAAGUCUGACCCGCACACUGAGUUCCACCACAAGAACCUCAUCCUGACCUCGCUUUCACUCUUCUUUGCUGGCACAGAGACCACCAGCACAACUCUCCGCUAUGGCUUCCUGUUUUUGCUCAAAUACCCCCAUGUCACAGGGAAGCGCAUUUGCCUUGGAGAAGGUAUCGCCCGAGCUGAAUUGUUCCUGUUCCUCACCACCAUCCUUCAGAACUUCUCCAUUUCCAGCCCAGUGGCUCCUGAGGACAUUGACCUCACACCCCAGGAAGUUGGUCUUGGCCGAGUAGCCCCAACAUACCAGAUUUGCUUUCUGCCUCGCUCAGGGGAAUGAGGAAAGUGGAACAAAGGAUUUCAGGGUCAUUCAGUGCCCUGCCUCUGUAGAGAAUGGCCCCUCAUUUCCUGCUUCUGAAAAUCCUGUUGUACGCCAGCAUGCUUCCCCUACCAGCUUGCUACUCCAUGCAAAAAUUAUUUCUAUAGGCUUCUUUUUGUACUGGCUCAGUUCUUCUAAAGCUCUAUGCUGUUUUCCUUUCACAUGUGAAUAAAGUUGUAGAGCAUG
Molecule: messenger RNA, 1416 nt
Organism: Fukomys damarensis (Damara mole-rat)
Lineage: Eukaryota; Metazoa; Chordata; Mammalia; Rodentia; Bathyergidae
Product: cytochrome P450 2B4
Exons: 7
Coding region: 13-1191 (392 amino acids)
Biological process (GO): xenobiotic metabolic process
Cellular component (GO): intracellular membrane-bounded organelle; cytoplasm
Molecular function (GO): iron ion binding; heme binding; oxidoreductase activity, acting on paired donors, with incorporation or reduction of molecular oxygen, reduced flavin or flavoprotein as one donor, and incorporation of one atom of oxygen
Source: RefSeq, a predicted model, not a curated record